This is a messenger RNA of Aspergillus nomiae NRRL 13137, 249 nucleotides long. RefSeq lists its product as uncharacterized. The annotation marks the transcript as partial. Lineage: Eukaryota; Fungi; Ascomycota; Eurotiomycetes; Eurotiales; Aspergillaceae. The transcript is spliced from 3 exons. The record is from RefSeq and is a predicted model, not a curated record.
AUGUGCGACGUCCCUUUCCUCCCGAUCUUCCCUAUUUGCUUCCAAUGCGGCACGGACCAGAACCCCUGUCGCUGUAAAGUCCUCGGUCCAACAUUAGGGUUCUGUGUGACGAUUGUUGCGGCGGUAUGUACCGUACCCAUUCAUUAUUUGUUAUCCUGCGUCUAUCUUUUGUGGCUGUUGUUUGACGAAGACGGGAAAGGAGUGAGUUUGCUCUUUUUUUCUUUUUCUUUUUUCGUCCUGUCUUUACCG